GAUUGGUGUUGUGCACCUGCUGUGCGGAGUUCGCCGGCGUGGGUGGCGGGUAAGAAGUUAUGGAGAGAAUAAUACGCGGUGGUGGUGAUACCCCGUUGGGGUUUCGGGCCGUCGUGGAGGAGGAGGAGGCGGCGGUGUCAGCGUCGGGGAGGGCAAUGCAGCGGCGGCGGCGGCGGCGGUGGGGGGAGGAAGCCGACGAUGGCUACUCGGCGAGCUCGACUGGCGGCGGCGGGAGCAGCGGCUGCGGCUCCUUCGGUUGUGACUCGCCUUUGGCCGGGUUCGUGCGCGCUGAUGGCGACCCGGACACAGAUCUGGAAACAGAUGGGGUGGCCACUCCAUCCUCCAAUGCCUCUGCAGCCUUCGCCGAGCCACACGACGACGAGGAGGGGGACGAGGUGCUGUGUGGGGUGGAAGGGGACUGGGCGCGGCUGCAAGAGCCAACCAAGAAUCCGGCAGACAGUGCCACCGGAGAAUGCCUGUACCAGCGGUGUCGGUCAGAAGCUGUUAUUUUGCAGGGUAAGAAGGGGUUGAAGCAGCGGCCAGCCUCUCUCGACUUUGGCAGCGGCAGCCCCGGCUUCAAUGGAACCCCUCUUUCUCCAGGCUUUGUGGUUGGGGGUGUGGGUUUGAUGAACAAGGGUCUUGUGUCAUCAUCAUUCAUUAGAUCAGACGUUUUUCCGAGUCCCAGGACACCAAACUUUCGGCGGCAUCGUUCAUCAGUAUUUGGUCACCAGAAAGGGUGGAGCUCUGAAAGAGUGCCCCUUCCUUCAAAAGGUAACAGGAAAUACCCAGGCAGUAGUAGCAUGGCAUUCCCCUUCAGCAACGGGAGGACAUUGCCCUCCAAAUGGGAAGAUGCAGAGAGAUGGAUCUUCAGUCCGAAUUGCGGUGAUGUGCUUGAUAAGACUUCAUUCGCUCCUGCUCGGCGACCAAAGUCCAAAAGUGGUCCAUUAGGACCUCCUGGAAAAUUUGGUGGUGGACAAUACUCAUCUGCGUCAUUGCUUGAUAAUGGGAGAGUUGGACAUUUGACAACUAACUCGCCUUUCUUGGCUGGAGUACUGAUACCAGAACAACAUUAUUGUGGGGAGAAGGAUAGCGGUGGGAGGUAUAUGAGCAGAGCAGCUGGUGAAGAGGUCAGCAUUGGCACUGGAGGCAAGUUGUUACUAGCAAAUGGUGGGUCUCAUGCUACUCAAUCUAAUAGAGUUUGCCGACAACUGGAUACUGCAAUUGAGUCAUCACAUUCAUUGCCUACCACCCAAGAGUCUGUACAAGAUGAACAGGUUGGAAUCACAGAAGAUUCAGCCUCCAUUAUCACCCCUAUAAUUUUACGAAAGGAUGCUGCAACUCAAACGAGCCCAAAUCUUAGCAGGUCAUCUUCGCCUAGUGUCAGUACUCCAUUCAUCCAUUUGCUAACGACACACCAAGUCAGAGAGAAGGAGACCUGUUUCUCUGACGUUAUCAGGGAUGUGCAUAUGGACGACAGAGUGACUCUUACCAGAUGGUCCAAGAAACAUGUUACAAGAGCAUCUAGCAAGAAUUCAACAAAUGUUAUAGAGGUGAAGAAAAAGACGGUGGAAUCUAAGUCUUCUUCCUGGGAAUUAACAGACUCAAAAUCCAUAUCAAAGGUUGAGAAGGAGCAAGAAAAAAUUGCUGCUUGGGAACACCUUCAAAAAGCCAAGUCUGAGGCAGCAAUUCAAAAGUUAGUGAUGAAAAUUGAGAAAAAGAGGUCAUCUUCACUGGACAAGAUUUGGAACACCCUCAGGUCUGCACAAAGAAGAGCACAGGUAAUGCGUGAAACUUCAGCAACAAACCAGGAUGAGCAAUCUUCCAGGAAGGCUAAAAGGACAUCACACCUUACCAAGAACGGUCAGAUCAGCUCUCUGAGUGGCUGCUUCACUUGCCAUGCUUUCUAGUGUCAUGUAAUUUAAGAACUGAGGAUCAGGACCUAAAGCAAUUCUUUGUGUUAUCAACACGCUCGUGUUGACUUAGCGAAGUUCUGAGAUUUAAAGAAAAAUGAUCCUGAAGAUGGAAACUAUCACCCUUGAAUUUUCACAAUAUGGUGCUGCUACAAUGGGGACCAAUGACCAUGCACUAUCAUGAUAUAGAUUUCUACAGUUCUGCUUGGUGUUAGUUUCGAUUCUGCCAGGGGGACAAGAGAAAACGGUGCCACGAAGUAAGGGUGGAAUUCUUACGCACACAUCCCAUGUGCCUGACUGAUAUCUUAGUAUAAUGAUAAGUGAUAAGAUUCUCCUUUAUCAUUACCCAUUGGUCCAUUACCAACAUUCUGGAUGCUAUGCGUUUGUGUCUGAUGGUACCAAAGCAGGUAUGGAUCAUAUGUUCUGGAAUUCCAAAGGAUAUGAAAGGCAAUAUUUUACUAAGAGGGAAUACGGUGCCUUACUGUGAUUCAGGCUUGAAGACCCUAAUGGACUAUGGAAGGGAACCGAGAAGAAUGUAACAGUUGCAGCUUCGCGCAUAUGAAUUUUGCAUGAAAUUCAUGGCGGUUUGAGAAGUUUGCAUGAAUACAUAUGAAUUUUGCAUGAAUUUCAUGGCGAUUUCAGAAGAUUUUUGGAUGCUCCUUUCCACUUUCCGUUCAGAUGUUUCUUGUUAUUCCUACUGUGACACACGAGGCUUACUGAAUGUUGAUAUUGUCAUCUCUGCUCCAACCUCAAAGAAAAAGGUGGCCUGAGAUUGUUGUAGCAGAAAACUCUGAAAUGUGUUUUGACAUCAUUUUUUUCCCUUUUUCAUUCACAGAUUUAGAUGGCAUACUUUAUAAUAUCAUGUGUACCUUUUUGCCUGCACGGAUAAGAUACUUUGACGUGAACUAAUCCGUUGUCUGGCGUGCCUCUCUACGUGGUCGAGUGAUCAAUUGUGAUCCCCUUUUUCUUCUGGAUUAUGAUAAUCUAACCAAAUUC
Oryza brachyantha (malo sina) is the source of this 2906-nucleotide messenger RNA. RefSeq lists its product as uncharacterized. The record is from RefSeq and is a predicted model, not a curated record. NCBI's taxonomy places the organism in Eukaryota, Viridiplantae, Streptophyta, Magnoliopsida, Poales, Poaceae. The transcript has 8 exons. Bases 60 to 1907 code for a protein of 615 amino acids.